Molecule: messenger RNA, 792 nt
Organism: Hansenula ciferrii
Lineage: Eukaryota; Fungi; Ascomycota; Saccharomycetes; Phaffomycetales; Wickerhamomycetaceae
Product: Rab family GTPase
Exons: 1
Coding region: 1-792 (263 amino acids)
Biological process (GO): regulation of endocytosis
Cellular component (GO): endosome
Molecular function (GO): GTP binding; GTPase activity
Source: RefSeq, a predicted model, not a curated record
AUGAACACUAUUGAUUCUAAAAGAUCCAAUGCUAGUAUCGUACCCAUAUCACAGGAUCAAUACGAUUAUUUAACUAAAAUCAUUAUCAUUGGCUCUUCAGGGACAGGGAAAUCAUGUAUUCUACAUCGAUUUAUUAAAAAUGAUUUUAAUAUAAAUUCAUCACAAACUAUUGGCGUGGAAUUUAGUUCAAAAUUGAUUGAGUUAGUUGAUGAUGAAUUGGUUGUUAAAUUACAACUAUGGGAUACUGCUGGUCAAGAAAGAUUUAGAUCUUUAACAAGAAGUUAUUAUCGUGGUAGUGCUGGUGUUAUAUUAUGUUAUGAUUUAUCAAAUAAACAAUCAUUAUUGGAAUUAGAUGAAUAUUUGAUGGAUGUUCAAGCAUUAACUAAUAAUCCUUCAAUUAUAAUAGUUGGGAAUAAAUUAGAUUUACCAUCAGAAGAACAACAAGUUGAUGAAUUUGAUGUUUUGGAAUUAAUUAAUAAAUAUGAAUUUCAAUUUAAUAAAAAAAUUAAUCAUUUUAAAAUUUCUGCCAAAACAGGUGAUGGUAUAAAUGAAAUAUUUCAAAAUUUAACUCACUCAAUAAUAACAAAAUUAAAAAUUGGUGAAAUUGAUCCAAAUAAUCAAAAUUUUGGUAUUCAAUUUGGUAAUAAAACUUAUGAUAAUUUUACAAUAAAUAGUACACAAUUUAAUACAAUAAAUAAGUCAUCAAUCCCAUCCAGAAUCAUAAGAAGAAAAGCAACAACCCUAAGUUUAAUAGAUCGAUCAUUAGAUGAUAAAAAUAAAUGUUGGUGUUAA